CCAUUUCUCUCUAACACUCACCUCUCGAUCUCGAUCGAAAAAAAUCGGAAAAAAUAGGAGAAAAAUCGGGCGAAAAUAAACAAUGGGGGAGCUCUCGGAGACGUACGCGUGCGCGCCCGCGACGGAGCGGGGGCGCGGGAUCCUGAUCUCCGGGGACGCGGCGACGAGCACGAUCGCGUACUGCUGCGGCCGCUCCGUGGUGCUGCGGCGACUCGACGCGCCGCUCGAGGCGGAGGCGUACGGCGAGCACGCGCACGCCGCCACCGCCGCGCGCUUCUCCCCCAACGGCGAGUGGGUCGCCUCCGCCGACGUCUCCGGCGCCGUGCGCGUCUGGGGCCGCCGCGGCGACCGCGCCCUCAAGGCCGAGUUCCGGGUGCUCUCGGGGCGGAUCGACGAUCUCCAGUGGUCCCCCGACGGGCUCCGCAUCGUCGCCUCCGGGGACGGCAAGGGCAAGUCCUUCGUCCGCGCCUUCAUGUGGGAUUCAGGUACAAAUGUUGGCGAAUUUGAUGGCCAUUCAAGAAGGGUACUGAGUUGUGCAUUUAAACCCACGAGACCAUUCCGUAUCGUUACUUGUGGAGAAGAUUUCUUGGUGAACUUCUAUGAAGGACCACCUUUUAAGUUUAAACAAUCACAUAGGGAGCAUUCAAAUUUUGUAAACUGUAUACGGUUUUCUCCUGAUGGAACCAAGUUCAUCAGCGUGAGCUCAGAUAAAAAAGGUUUAAUAUAUGAUGGAAAGACUGGAGCAAAGAUUGGAGAAUUGUUGACCGAAGACGGUCACAAAGGAAGCAUCUAUGCUGUUAGCUGGAGCCCUGACAGUAAACAAGUGUUGACAGUCUCUGCUGAUAAAACUGCGAAAGUAUGGGAUAUCACUGAGGAUGGCAAUGGAAAGGUGAAUCGAACAUUGAUUCCUCCUGGUUCAGGAGGUGUAGAUGACAUGAUUGUCGGUGGCCUAUGGCUUAAUGAUUAUCUCGUCGUGGUUUCUCUUGGUGGUACAUUUAAUGUAUACUCGGCAAGCGUUCCAGAUAAAGAACCAGUAACAUUUUCGGGACACAUAAAGACUGUCGGUGCACUGGCCUGUGUUCCACUAAAUGGGCAGAAAACCAUAUUAUCUACGAGUUAUGAUGGAGUUAUUAUAAGAUGGAUACAAGGCAUUGGAUAUGCUGGUAGGUUGGUGCGCAAGGAUAACACUCAGAUCAAAUGCUUUACUGCUGUUGAGGAAGAGCUCAUCACAUCAGGGUUUGAUAAUAAGGUUUGGAGAAUUCCUCUAAAUGGAGAUCAGUGCGGAGAUGGCGAAGCAGUGGAUGUCGGGUCUCAGCCAAAAGAUCUCAGUGUAGCAGUUCAGAAGCCUGAAAUCGUAUUAGUUGCAACAGAUUCAGGAGUAGUCAUGCUUCGUGGUAAUAAAGUAGCUUCCCCAAUAAACGUUGGGUAUACUGUCUCUGCAUUGGCUAUUGCCCCAGAUGGGAGUGAGGCCAUCGUUGGUGGUCAGGAUGGUAAAUUGCACAUAUAUUCUGUUAAUAGUGACUCUCUGACAGAAGAAGCGGUCCUUGAAAAGCACCGAGGUGCUAUCACUGUUAUACAUUAUUCCCCAGAUGCUUCCAUGUUUGCUUCAGCUGACACCAAUCGAGAGGCUGUUGUGUGGGAUCGUGUAACUAGAGAGGUGAAGCUAAAGAACAUGUUAUACCACACUGCCCGCAUAAACUGCAUAGCCUGGUGUCCAGACGGUCGAUUGAUCGCCACUGGCUCGUUGGAUACUUCUGUGAUCGUGUACGAAAUCGACAAGCCCGCGUCCACUCGCAUCACGAUCAAAGGAGCUCACUUGGGAGGGGUAUAUGGAUUGUCUUUUGUCGACGAGAACAGCGUGGUUAGCGCAGGGGAAGAUGCGUGCAUUCGUGUGUGGAGAUUAACACAGCAGUAAAAUCUUUAAUUUGGCAGAGCUUGAAAUGUUCCACGGUUUAAGAAGAAUAAGCAGUCCACAGGCGUCGUCUUGCGUAAUAUCAGUUUUGGUGAUUUUAAAUUCCAAAGCAGAGACUAAAGCAGGUACUCAAUAGUCUCAACUCCGGAUAUUACAUUUUUCGUAGAUCUCUAUAUCUACCGCUGCUAUAUUUGAUUACAUAGUUUGAUCUGUGAGAGUUGUUUGUCGUGUGAGGCUUGCGACAUAAAAAUUCGUUUGGUUAUAUCUUCUUUGUAUCUUUUCUUUUUUUCAUCUUUGUGAUCAUCGCCACACAAGAUUGUUGGAUGUGUUUGGUGUCUUUGCAGAUUUGAACAGUUCCUGUAGAGGCAUAGCUUUGUGGAAGGCAUCAUGGACAUUAGCCUUUAAGUUGUUUUGUUUUGUGUUUUUCUUGAAUGAGAUCGGAUAGAAUCUAUCUAUUCUUUUUAAU
Messenger RNA from Ananas comosus (pineapple), 2378 nucleotides. Its product is annotated as actin-interacting protein 1-2. Gene Ontology annotation, biological process: actin filament depolymerization; positive regulation of actin filament depolymerization. Gene Ontology annotation, molecular function: actin filament binding. Lineage: Eukaryota; Viridiplantae; Streptophyta; Magnoliopsida; Poales; Bromeliaceae. The record is from RefSeq and is a predicted model, not a curated record. Bases 83 to 1915 code for a protein of 610 amino acids. The transcript has 6 exons. Gene Ontology annotation, cellular component: cortical actin cytoskeleton.